AUGAAAAUCAGUACAUUAUCACAUCCCCGAUCCGAAUCUCGCAGAAGAGCUUUGUCGAAAACACCGCCAGUUCUGCACCGAAACUACGGUCGCGUCGUAAGAGUGGCCCCGAAUGAGCUUUCUAUUGUCGAUGAAAACCCUAUGAAGCUUCUCUACGGCCAUGGCCACAAUUCUACCAAGACGGCAUGGUACAAGGUGUGGGACAUGCCGGAUGUUGCCCCCGGGCUCUUCGCGACCCAAGACAAAAACAUACAUUCCUUCCUGAGGAAGCGGGUUUCGUCGGCGUACUCUAUGACCAGCAUCCUGAGAUACGAGCCAUACAUCCAGGGCAUGCUGGACCUCCUCUUCUCCAAGCUCGCAGCACACUCGCGGGCUGGGCGAAGUGUAAACAUGUCCGACUUCACCAACGCGUUGGCAAUCUAG
This is a messenger RNA of Fonsecaea nubica, 423 nucleotides long. RefSeq lists its product as hypothetical. Lineage: Eukaryota; Fungi; Ascomycota; Eurotiomycetes; Chaetothyriales; Herpotrichiellaceae. Gene Ontology annotation, molecular function: heme binding; monooxygenase activity; oxidoreductase activity, acting on paired donors, with incorporation or reduction of molecular oxygen. Bases 1 to 423 code for a protein of 140 amino acids. The transcript has a single exon. The record is from RefSeq and is a predicted model, not a curated record.